GGCCUCUGGGACCCCGCGGAGCGGCGGGAGGGCCGAGGAAGCUGCGGGCCUGGGCUCGAGGUCGGACCCGCGGCCUCUAGGCCCGGGCCUCGGGCUGGAGAAGGAACCGGCACCCGCGGAAAAGCCCGAGGAGGGUGACCCAGGCUGCAAAAUGUCCGUUGUUCGUUCUGCUGUCCAUGCCAAAUGGAUCGUGGGGAAGGUGGUUGGGACAGCCAUGCAAAGAACUGCCAAAGUGCAAGUAAACAGACUUGUUCUGGAUCCCUACUUACUAAAGUACUUUAAUAAGCGUAAAACUUACUUUGCUCAUGAUGCCUCUGAGCAGUGCACAGUCGGAGACAUCGUGCUUCUCCGCGCUUUGCCAGUGCCAAGAACCAAGCACGUGAAACACGAAUUGGCUGAGAUCAUCUUCAAAGUUGGAAGAGUCAUCGACCCAAUUACCGGGAAACCCUGUGCAGGAACCGCGUACCUGGAAAGCCCAGUGAGUUCUGAGAGUGCCCCACUAAACCCCAGUGCAAAAGAACUCGAUGUUCCUUCAGCAUAGUAGCAUGAAGGCCCGAAGAAGUCUGCAAAGGGACGGACACACUAAACAUAUGGGCAGGAGAUGUUUCCGUAAACGUUUUCAAUUCCAGCCGGCCUUCUGAAGAUGAAGGAUCCCAAACGAAACAAUAUGCAAGGGACUUUUUGAAGAACAUGUCUUCCCAAUGGAGAGUAACUGUUUCAAAUUACCUUAUCAGAAUAACAAUGUAAAUAUCACUUUCUUGGAGUCUCUGAGGUUAUAGCAACAGGCGACAUUACCGAAUAAGCUGACUGGGGAAAUGGAAUUAUUUGGCCUACAGAAUUUUUUUAAAAAAAACGUAGGAACUUGGGGGGGAGGGCAAGUAGGGAACAUGUUUGUAAAUUAUGAUCCUUUUUUAAAUAGUAAAACAUAUUGGAAGUACUUCAA
Molecule: messenger RNA, 943 nt
Organism: Dromiciops gliroides (monito del monte)
Lineage: Eukaryota; Metazoa; Chordata; Mammalia; Microbiotheria; Microbiotheriidae
Gene: MRPS17
Product: mitochondrial ribosomal protein S17
Exons: 3
Coding region: 152-541 (129 amino acids)
Biological process (GO): mitochondrial translation
Cellular component (GO): mitochondrial small ribosomal subunit; ribosome
Molecular function (GO): structural constituent of ribosome
Source: RefSeq, a predicted model, not a curated record